AUGGCAGAUGCAUCAAGAGACGAGGAGAUGAAGGAUGAUGUGGAGCCAGACAACAAGAGGAGGAGACCAAGAAGUCGCUCGAUUGAACCACGUGAUGAUGGACGACCCAUCUCAAAACGUCGACGUUCUUUAUCACCAAGAGAUCGAAGAGGAGGGUAUUGGGAUUCGCCUGGUGGAUACAAUGGAUACAAUAAUCGAUUUGAUGAGUACUCGUAUGAUGGCUACGGAUACUCGCGUGGUGAAAGAGCUCCUGAUCCAUAUAAGAUAGAGCAUGUCGUCUCGUUCAAACACUUUGCUGAAUGGGAACGAGGCAAGGGUGGCAAACGUAUAGAAGAUGAUGAAAUGAGACGUCGAUAUGAUAUAUACAAGGAAAUCACUGCUCGAAGGCAAACACAGAAGUUUUAUGAUCAACACAAGCAUGAAGAAUGGUAUUAUAACCGUAUUCCACAACCAACUUACGACUCACCCAACUUUUUUGCUACCAGGUUUUACGAAAAGUACAAUGCAGCAUUAUGUGGUCCAUUCCGUGAACGAGUGAAAGAACGUAAAACGGAAGUCUACCGCUUCUUCAAAGAAGAUUUGGAAGCUGGCAAGCUGGAUUCUAUUAGUUUCGAUCAAGUAUUCAUAGAUCUUACCUCCAAGACAGACACAACCGAGCAACAAUCUUCGCCUGUAAAAGGAAAUGGUGAAGCGAAAGCCAUAGAUGAGGAGCUGGCAGAUGCUGUGGAAGCACCAGCUGAUAAGCCAACAGAACUUGAUACUGAAAUGAAGGAGGCAACUUCUGCUACUGCCCCAACGCAACAAAUACAACCGCCAGUACAACCGUCAAUAUCUGCAAAUGAAUUCAUAGUCGCAGAUCCUCGAGUUGGUCAAUCACUCUUUAUUCGAUCCGUUCCUCCAAAUUUCAAACGAGCUGAGAUUGAAGAGGUUUUGAAAACAUAUCCUGGAUUCAAAUACCUGGAAUUGAGCGACCCAAAUCCACAAAAGAGAUAUUCGAGGUUUGGUUGGAUCGUAUUGCAAGAUGACUCAAAUCCAGAAGAUGCGAUGAAAGUCCUCUCUGGAAAAAAGGUGUACAAGCUCGCGGGUGAUCCUGAGCCAAAACAAGCAGACGGCGAGCUACCAUUGACUGAAUUCACUCUUCAUGUCAAUGUAUCUGCACCUCAUGCUAAUAAACCUCGACCAAUUCCCAUUGAAUCCAAUAAUUUGGGUCGCAUCCAAGAUGAAGUAAAAGUAGCACGUGAUUUGGCUCGAGUCUUGGAUGAAGAGAGUGGAUUUAAGCCGGAAGAUGGUGAUGGGGUAAUUAUUGUGACCAACCGUCUUGAUGUGAUCCUAGGUCCUGACGUCGAAGAGCCAGACACGGAAACGAAAUUGAACAGAGCCAAAAAGGACUUGGACAUGCACAUAGAGUAUUUGAAACGAGUCCACUUUUACGACUUUUAUACGUGUAUCGAAUGUGAUUCUCCCGAAGACUUUCUACGACGAGUAGCUGUAAGUCUUCGACGAGCACCUGACCCAGCCACCUCAGCCGAGCAACAAAAUAAUCCCAAUUACAUUCGCUUCCUUGAAAGACUUGAUACCCGACAUAAACAUCGAAUCACCAAGCCUGCGGAAUCGGAUUAUAUUCGAGCAUCAGGUGGUAAAGAAAUCGAAGCUGAAAUUGACAAGUCACUCAAUGCCACCAUUGGUAAAGUCGAGGAUAGUAAAUUCCGAUGUCUGGUGUGUACAAAGCUCUUUAAAGGAGACGAGUUUGUACGUAAGCAUAUUCGAGUAAAGCAUGGAGAGGUAGUUGAAAAGACGAAAGCAGAAUUUAUAAUCAUCAACAAUUAUGCUCGUGAUCCUAAUCGAGUACAUGAGAAUGAUCCACCUCGAGUCGAAGGAACACGAUUUGGAGGACCACCACCAUCAUCAGCGUCAUAUGGGAAUUACUCAAGUCAAGGCGUUGCUGGUAUUAAUGGAUGGAAUGGCGUGGCUGCUGAUGGUGGGUUCUUUGAUGGUGCAUAUGCAGCACGAGGAUCUCCCUAUAUUCGUGGAAGAGGUCGUGGAUACAAUGAUCGUGGGGGCCGUGGACGUGGUCGUGGCCGAGGAAUGGCUAUGGCUGACAUUCCACCCCCUGUUGGAGCAUAUGUCGAUCCGCGAGAACGUGUCAGCUACGUUGACUUGGAUGCACCAGCCUCAGGCGGUGAUGUAAACAUUAGUUAUGAAUGA
This is a messenger RNA of Synchytrium microbalum, 2205 nucleotides long. RefSeq lists its product as uncharacterized. The transcript has 7 exons. Gene Ontology annotation, cellular component: nuclear body. Bases 1 to 2205 code for a protein of 734 amino acids. Gene Ontology annotation, biological process: mRNA processing; primary miRNA processing. The record is from RefSeq and is a predicted model, not a curated record. NCBI's taxonomy places the organism in Eukaryota, Fungi, Chytridiomycota, Chytridiomycetes, Synchytriales, Synchytriaceae.